Molecule: messenger RNA, 2257 nt
Organism: Papaver somniferum (opium poppy)
Lineage: Eukaryota; Viridiplantae; Streptophyta; Magnoliopsida; Ranunculales; Papaveraceae
Exons: 5
Coding region: 1-2226 (741 amino acids)
Source: RefSeq, a predicted model, not a curated record
AUGGGAAAAAUGACUGAAUCGAGUAAGGAUAAAAAUCCGUAUGUUCCCCGCAAAGAGAUGGCGGGUUCUUCAGCUCUAAGGUCUCCUCCCCGUAGGCAAUCCGUCUGUGAAUCCUCUCGUCAAAGUUCGACUCAGUCUGACCUGACUCUACGGGAUCUUGCCUCUAUUCAGCCUGCUACGGGUAGUAGUCUUGGAGAUAGUCGAGCCCGUAAGAGACGUGGUUUUCAAGAUGCCCCUCCUGAUCAAUCUAAGCCUUUGAAGAAGCCUCCUAAGAAUUAUAUGUUGCCAAGUGAUAGCUGGCGCCCUCUCGACUUGGAAGCUUGGAAGGAAAAGAGAGGUUUGAAGGGUUUUACUGUAAAAUUUUAUAAUGACGAGGAUGAUCUGACUUACGAUCUGAUCUCCAACUACAAGUAUAACCAUAUGCAUUGUCUCACCACCGUUGGAGCUAUUGAAGCUGGUAUGCCCAUCCCCUUAUAUCAGAAGGAGGAUUCCUUCGUCUAUGAUGUUCUUGCCUCCCGUGACAAAGUAAAGAGUUCUGCCUGUCGCUCUGCCGUCACUUACACGGGUAACUGGUGGAGUCUACUCGAGGAGUGUCGUCUUCGUUGCCAUGGUGCUACCAAGAUGACCAAGUACAUUCCCAAUCCUGAGCAAAUAUCAUGGUACACUCCGGAUAACUUUAACUUCACUUACCAUGACUUCAUUAGUUCGGCGGUUCACAAAAAAUGGAGUGUUGGUCCCAGUCGCCGUAAGAUGUGUAUCAAGAGAGAUUUCGAGAAAAGAUUUCGACUUCUUCUAUCUGAAGUUGAUAAAGCCAAUAUUUCUUGGGUUCCUGGUACGGAGGAUGAUGUUAAUCCCAUUCCAUUUCCAAGGAAUGAAAUGGUUCGUGAUGAUCAUGAAUUCAAGUGGCAUCACACUGUUAUCGAAAUUGUUGGCCCGUGGUGUUGGGGCUGGUCUCCCGUGAAUCCGGAGAAGGUUCGCGAAUCUGGUCCUACAAGAUACGGGGAUUAUACUCCUUGGCUGCUCAACUUCUCUGGUUUCAAUUUCGAUUAUUCGGAGGAGGAACAAUAUGACAUGUCUUCUAGAGUGAAGGCUGCCAAGAAACCUAAGACUUCUCAAAGUUCUACUGCCGGAUUUCAAGCGGAAGAUUCGGGUGUUGAAACGACCAGUCUCCCCUUGGAGGAGGAGUUUGAGUCUGAGUCUGAUGGUUCCGAUCAAACCCUGAAGCAAUCUUCUUUGCCUAGAUCCCGUAAAGAAGAUGAUACUCCAGAAUCAUCUGCCCGCGGGUCUCCUCCGCAAUCUCAACACGGUGAGAGUAAGGAUGUUGAGCAGUUACCCCACGGGGACGAACCCGACGUUGUUUCUCCUGUGUUCUCGUUUGAUACACAAGGAGCUCAUCAAGAGAAGAUCCUGCAAAUCGAAUCUGCUGACCACGGUCAUGAAAGAGUAGAAACUCCGCCUUCCCCUUUUGUUCCUACGUUUGAGGAUUUGGAUCCCUUGGAAAAAGAUUCAGUUUCCGAAACGUUGAUGGGUGAUGCGGGUCCCUCUUCUGUUGCAACAACUAGGUUUUUGGUGGAUCUUAAUGACUUUGACCCCGAAGAUGAGGAGGCUGCUUUGAACUGGGCCAGGGAACGUGGAUUGCUGAGUGGCUUUAGCCCUGAAGUUCCUGUCGAACGCGAUUCUCCGAGUUCCAUGGAAACUCGCAAUCGUAUGAAGCCUACUAGCUUUGAAGAAGUGAGGGAUUCUAUGCUUCGUGCUGACCGCAUCUCCCAAUCUUUCAUUGACGUCCCUCAUGCUAGUUUCAAAGAGAUGACUUCCUGUGUUGAUAGUCAUACUUACUUCUUCCCGCAGUAUCAUCUAUCUUCCUUGGCUCGUCAAGUUGAUUAUAUUUCAACUAUAUCAACUUUACAAGUUGAAAGCAGCCAACUAAAGGCAUCUAUUAGCGGCAUCAGCUCAGCUGAAAAAACAGAAUUAGAGAAUCUGCGUGUUGAGUUGAUUAAACUGAAGGAGACUCAUGCUGAAGAUGCCGAGAAACGGGAAGCUAGCCUUAAGCUUGAAGUGGUGAAUUUAAAAAAGCAAUUGGAGGAUGCGGCAUCCGCAAAAAUUGCAGAGUUGAAAAAGCUUCAUAAAGAUGCCUCGGAACAUGCCCGCAGAUCGAUGAAUAAGUUUAUUGACCGUGUGAACCAUGAUCACAAGAAAAAUAUUUACAAGGCAUACGAUCAUGUCUAAUGAUUGACACUCUUCUUUCAUAGUUUAGUUU